This is a messenger RNA of Drosophila sulfurigaster albostrigata, 5096 nucleotides long. RefSeq names its product cubilin homolog. The transcript is spliced from 8 exons. The record is from RefSeq and is a predicted model, not a curated record. Bases 90 to 5096 code for a protein of 1668 amino acids. NCBI's taxonomy places the organism in Eukaryota, Metazoa, Arthropoda, Insecta, Diptera, Drosophilidae.
GCUCCUUCCAAGUGCAUUACGAAGUGAUCGCUGGGCAUCCCAAUUGCGGUGGCAUCUUUACUGAAGCGAGUGGUCUAAUAAUUGGCCACAUGAAUGCCCCCAUUUGCUUGUUCCUCGUUCAACAGCCGAAGGGCACCAGAAUCCAGCUCAUUUUCGAGCAACUCGAUUUCAUGGGAUGCCAGCUGCAGACUGUUGAGGUAUUCGACGGGUCCAGCGUUGAUCAGCCGCUGCUAGGACUCUUCUGCAAUACUAUGAUGCAAGCCAAUCAGCACUUUCUUUUAUCUAGCAGCAAUCUGAUUCUACUGCGUUAUCAGUAUCAGCUGGCAGGCUUGGAGCUGCCAAGGAAUUUUAAAGUGCGAUACACUCGAGUUUGCGGCGAAAAUAUAACAUCAAAUUCGGGAGAUUUAUCGACUCCAAAUUAUCCGAAUGGAUACUUGGAGAACUUGGACUGCAUAUACCAUAUAAAUAUUCCUGUACAAUAUAAGAUCCGACUUACAAUAAUCGAUCUAUCGAUUAGUGGGGAGGAAACAAUCUCUGCUGUGGAUCAAGAUGACGACGAAUCUGUACAUUUUUCAAUUCAACCGAACUAUUUGGAUGUUUAUUUUUCUCGGAAUGCAAGCGAUAAACAACGGUACACAAAAAAUCUGACCAAUCUUGUUUUGGUCUCCAAAAAUAACCAGAUGCGACUGCACUUCCAUGGAGUUAGCAAUCCUCAGCUUGCUCGUGGUCUUCGGUUUCAAUUCGAGGCAACCUCCGCGGAAUGUGGAGGCGUCUUUACUUCCACGCAGGACACCUACGAAUAUUUUAUUCGCAAUACUAUUUGCGAAUGGAUUAUUGAAGUGCCAGGCAGAAAGCAUCUGCAUAUAGUAAUGGUUGACUACGUGGGACGGGGAAAAUUACAGUUAUUUGAUAACAGCACUGUGGGGGAAGGGAAACUACUUCGAAAUUACAAAGGGGGACAACUAGAGCCAUUUGAACUGAGUGAAGACAUCGAUUCGAAUCUUCUGACUAUAAGAGCAUUUGGGGAACAAUUUAUCUCACAACUAAAUUUUGAUUACAAACCAGCUAAUGACAUGUGUGGCGGCACUUAUUCAGCACGCUACGGUAUCAUUAAGAGUCCCAAUUGGCCAGAUAGUUAUGGUUCAUCUGAGAAUUGCACUUGGAUCAUUAGGGUGCCGUUCAGAGAACGCCUUGAGCUUAUUGUUCACAAUUUCACAACGGAAAGUACUUCGGAUCGCUGCACUGAUGACUAUGUGGAGAUCAGAAAUGGCGACCACGCGGAAGCACCGUUGAUAGGACGCUACUGUGGUUGGGAUAUUCCACCGCGACUGCCUUCCUAUGCGAAUGCCCUGUAUGUACACUUUCACUCUGAUGCACUAAUGGAGGAACGUGGCUUCCAUUUCAACUGGCAGAUUACAACCGUUGGAUGCGGCGGCAAGCUGACUUCAUCGUCAGGUUCUAUACACUCGCCACACAGCAUGUCGGGCAAUCGAGGUGCUCUGGCCUGCGAUUGGCAGAUCAGUGUGUCUGCUGGAUCAACGGUGGAUCUGCAGCUGCAGAGCCGUGACGAUCUGUGCAAUGGUCUCUUGUCCAUCUACGAUGGACCCACUGUUGGUAGUCCCAAACUGCCACUGAACUGCAGCAUUGUAGGCGAGAAAUUGGCAUUGCGAUCCAGUGGAAAUCAAGUAUUGGUGCGCUAUAAUGUGGAUGACGAAUCACCUGAAGGCAUGCAUUUUCUACUGGACUACACGACCAAUUGCAUUGUGCGAUUGGAGCAGCUGAGUGGCGCCAUUGAGACACCAAAUUUCCCCGAUAAGUAUGACACCAAUACCAAAUGCGAGUGGGACAUACGAGCUGGAGAGGCCAAGAGUCAUGUGCAGUUGGCUAUCUCCCACAUGAGCUUCGAAGCCGUUGAUCCCGAUUGUGCUUUUGACUACGUGCUGCUUCGCGACUAUCGGAACACUCAGCUCGUGAGCGAGCGACGUUUAUGCACCGCCACUCAAGAUGUCGUCACUAGUGUGGGUAAUCGACUGGUGGUGCAAUUCAAUAGUGAUACAUCGAUCGAAUCACAGGGUUUCCAUGCCGAAUUCAAGCGUGUGGGCUGCGGCGAAGAGUUGCGCGCUGCCAGUGGCAAGAUUGAGACACCGAAUGCUCCAUUCAGUGUCGAUGAGGAUUGCCAGUGGCACAUCCUGGUGCCCAAAGGCUAUCAAAUCGAACUCUCCAUUGAGGAGUUGCACAUUGAGACACCCCAACACGAUUGCAGUCAGGAUACGCUGACCGUUUGGUCUGGCAACAAUGCAUCUGAUGUCAUGCUGCGUAGCUGCCAAGUGGAGUUCACUGCUCAAAAAUUCACCUCCCCAGCAAAUGAGCUGCAUAUCCGAUUCCGUAGCAGCACGCAACGUACUCGCAAAUACAUGAAAGCCACGUACACUCAAGUGCCAGCCAAGUGUGGAGGCGCCAUUAGUGCGAGCAGCGGACUUAUUGCAUCUCCCAGCUAUUACCAACAAGGCUUGGAUGUUUAUGAUAAGGAUAUCGAGUGCGUAUGGGUCGUAGAGGUUGAACAUCCCUAUACUAUUCAAUUCAGCUUCGAUGUUUUCAAUUUUACGACGAAUUCCGAGCUGUCUAGUCUACUAAUUUAUGGCUCCAAGCAUUUGAAGAAAGGAGAUUUAAUUACGCCGGCACAUUUCAGUAUUCAAUACAGUGGCAACGACCCUUUAGAGUCCCUAACAAUGGAGGGCACUGUUCAUGUGGCAUUUAAAGCCAAAAAAGGUGCAUGGGGUAAGUUUGCGAUGCGGUUUCAACGAGGAUGCGGCGGUAAGAGAAUUGACCAGGAGGGUUAUCUAAACUCUCGACUUGAUACAAAUUGCAUUUGGGAAAUUCAGUCAGAAAAUGGAACUAGAAUUACACUUAACAUUAAUCAACUGGAGUGUCCAUGCACAUCACAAGGCGGCAAUUGCACGACAGGAUUAUGUAUAUACAACGAUGAGGAUGAUGUGCUUUAUUAUAAUCUAUGCAAAGAGCAUCCGACUAGUUUGGUUAUCCCCACCAACGUGGCACGCAUUGAAGCAGUGGGCAUUCUGCUAGCAGCUCAAUAUAGCACCCUCGAUAAUUCCUGUGGAGGUACAAUUAAGUCCGCACGCGGCACACUUAAUUCUCCCAACUAUCCGGACAGCUAUCCCUCAAAUGUGGAAUGCGAAUGGCAAACGAAUCUCCGUCCUGGCAAUGCCAUUGAACUAAGAUUCGAGGCAAUGGACAUUUUCAAGUCCGAGCACUGCAAUUUGGAUUUCCUCGAAGUACGUGCUGGUAAGACGGGCUCCUUACUGGGUCUAUACUGUGACAAUGUGCUGCCUGUGGAGCCCCUGACUGUUAGCUCGGACGUCUGGGUGAAAUUUCGAAGUCAGUCUGGCAGCACUGGGAAAGGAUUCAAGUUACGCUGGAAUUAUGCUCACAUCAAUGAAAUUUCAAAUAUCACAAGUGGUAAGAUCGAAUCGCCACCAACGCUUGCGGUACGUGGCGAUGAGCAGCCUUACAUUUGGCGCAUCUUUGCGGAACUUGACUCGAUUAUCGUGAUUGACUUUAAGGAAUACAACACUGGACUGCAGCUGUUUGAUGGUUUUGAUGACACCGGAUUGCGCAUCCCAAUACAGAACUCGCCCUGGCAGUUCACCUCGAGUAGCAAUAUCAUCUAUCUGAAAACUGUAAAUGCGGAUUUCGACGCCUUUCUGUUGAAUUGGCAUAUUCAGAGAACUGAUCAGCUGUCCGGCAAUGUGACGCUAACCGAAGGAUGUGGCAUGAGCUACAUAGUGGGACGCGAAGACCGGAUUCAAGUGAUGUCACCUGGGUAUCCACAUGGUUAUCGACCGAGGUUGAACUGCGAGUGGGAGUUCAAGGCACAGGAUGAUGAUCGCCAUGUCGUUGCAAAACUUUAUGAUGCCAGUCUGGAGGUAUCGGACAAGUGUGCGCUGGACUAUCUGAGCAUUCAGACCUCAAGCAAUAUGGUGGAUUGGCAGGAGCAGUUGCAUGUCUGCAAUAUGAGCGCAACUUCGCUUUUAAAACGUGUCGAAGGCUCACCAUAUCUAAAAAUCAAGUUCGUCUCUGACGUAUCUAUGAAUGGUACCGGCUUUAGAGCAGUUGUCGAAACCAAUUGUGGUGGCAAUAUGACUGGUAAGGUGGGCACCAUCAUGAUUCCUAAGAAGGAAAGGUGGUGGUAUCAAUAUAUGGAAGAUAGUAUCGUCUGUGAGUAUCACAUCAAUGUACGACCCGGCAGUGUCGUCGACAUAAGCAUCGACUAUCAUUCAGAGGCUGUCAACAACACUUGCACGCACUAUGGACUCAUCUAUGAUGGUGUCGACACCGGAGCACCGAUGUUGCCGCACGGCAAGUUCUGCAACCAAUUGAAUUUUAAUACGAAGUCAUAUCGGACGAGUGGACCACAUGCUACCAUCAAAUAUUUGAUGUUCGAAAAAUGGAAUAACCGCAUGGGACCUAGGCACGUGCAGAACAACUGGACUCUAACAUAUCGAGAAUACAAUGAUUGUCACUCUGAAAUUCGACUAACCCAUCUCUCGCCCAGCUACGUGCUUAGCACUCCCAAGUAUCCGGGUUAUCCUCCAGCGUACUCGGACUGCACGUGGUUGAUAGUGGCACCGUUGGGCGAAACCGUUGCUGCUACUUUCGUAGAUAUCUUCGACUUGAGUGUACAGAAUUGCGACAAGGAGUUUGUCGAGCUCUACGAUGGUUCCACAAUGAUCUCACGUCGUCUACUCCGCACAUGCCACAAGCCAGCGAGUACACGAAGCUCUGGAAAUAUGCUGCUGGUGCAUUACCAGUCGGAACUCAGUGAACCCCAUGCGGGUUUCUCGCUGAAUGUUUCGGUAAGUCAGUGCGGUGGCGAGCACACUUCCUUGAGUGGUGUCAUCAGUUCCGUGCACUAUCCCCUUCCUGGGCGGCUAUCCCAAGCCGGCGGAAUGCGAGUAUACGGUCAAGACUCGAUCCGAUACUCACAUCGAGGUCAAAAUUGCCGAUCUGCAUGUCCCCCUAUGAUGGGGAAGCAGAUGCAAAUGAUUUGGAUCGCCUUGAGUUCUUGGAUUUAUUAG